Messenger RNA from Dendrobium catenatum, 2725 nucleotides. RefSeq lists its product as uncharacterized. Lineage: Eukaryota; Viridiplantae; Streptophyta; Magnoliopsida; Asparagales; Orchidaceae. The transcript has 2 exons. The coding region runs from base 185 to 2725 and encodes 846 amino acids. The record is from RefSeq and is a predicted model, not a curated record. Gene Ontology annotation, molecular function: protein binding.
UCAAGGGCAUCCGAGUGCCGGCAAUGGAAAGUGAGAGAGAGCGGAAGGAGCACCCUCCAUCUCUCUUUUGGUGCCAAGCAAGAACGAGGAACCCUAACCCCUGUAUGUAUAUUCCUCAAAUGAAAUCCUAAAACCCUACAAACUGAAGCAAGAGUCCUAAAUCCCAUCGGCGGCGAGGGCCUGAAUGUUUUCGUGCAAAAAGCCUCAUCUCCUCCGUGAAACAUGCCUUGAAUUUAGCAGGCAGUUCUCUUGUUCUGCUGCUCCUAUCUACAUGAAACUUCUUCUGGACAACGUAGUACACGGUAUUGGCAGUCUAGAAGACAUGGAGAUCAGACUCGAACAAAUGAACAUGAGGGUUACCCCUGACCUAGCCACCAAAGUCAUCCAUUCUUGCAAAAUCCUUUCUGCAUCAACCAGUAUUGGCAGUGGCAGAAGCAGGAGCAGAAGGCUUCUGCGUUUUUUCAUUUGGUGUCUUCGCAGCAGAGAUGAGGACUUUGGGGUCGAUGUUUUCAACUGUGCAAUCCGGGCAUUCACUGAGAUGAAGGAUCUAACUGCCAUGGCGAUAUCCAUUUCUGAGCUUCAGAAGAUGGGAUGCAGGAUGGAUGCCGAAACCUUUGUCAUGGUAACUGACACUCUUGUUAAGGCCGGCAAGGUGGAUGAGGCUAUUCUGUUGUUCAGGAACGUGGUGGAGAAGAAGAUGCCAUAUGAAGGGGAUAAUUUGCCUUGCAUCACAGCAAUUGUCCAUGCCCUUUGCAGCAAAGGGUAUGCAAGGAAGGCUGAAGGUGUUGUUCGCCGUUACAGGGACAAGCUACAGGAGGAGAACAUUGGAACCAUUUACCGGAGCCUUCUUCAUGGAUGGUGCAUUUAUGGGAAUGUAAAGGAAGCCCAAAGGAUUUCAAAGGAGAUGAAAUCAAUUGGGAUUAAUCUUGGUUUAUCAUCCUACAAUGACCUUCUUCGCUGCAUUUGUAAUCGAAAUCUUAAGUUCAAUCCAUCUGGACUUGUCUCAGAAGCAACUGAUUUGAUGAUGGCCAUGAGAUCAUCUGGUGUCACCCCAACCACUGUUAGUUUCAACAUUUUGUUAUCUUGUUUAACCAGAGCUCGUAGGGUGAAGGAAGCUUGCGAUAUCCUUUCUUCAAUGAUGCAUGGAGAGGUGAAAUCUUCCCCAGAUCAGGUAACAUAUUAUCUAGUCCUCAAAGUCCUGUAUUUGACAAAUAGGAUUACUAAAGGCAAUAGAAUUUUGGAUAAGUUGAUUAGUAAUGGAGUAAUGGUUGAAGCUCGGUUCUUUCAUUGCUUGAUUGGCAUUCUUUGUGGAAUCGAAAAUGUAAACUGCGCUGUAGAAAUGUUUGAGAAGAUGAAAAGUCAAUGUAGGGAGAACUUAGGACCAACAUAUGAUUUAUUGAUUGAGAAGCUUUGCAGAAAUGGAAACUUUGAUUUAGGAAAACAUUUUUAUGAUGAGGCAAUAGAGAAUGGUGUUGUACUCAAAAUUUCAAGUGAUUUACUGGAUCCCUUGAAGACCCAAGUGUUUAAGCCAGCAAGAUCACAAGAAAAGAUCAUCCUGGGUGAAUAUAAGGGCAAGGUACUUCUUAGACGUAGAAGAGUGAUUGAAACCACACGCACUCUUCUCCACGCAGCUCACCUUCCCUUUCGUUUCUGGGCGGAAGCACUUCAAACAUCAAAUUACCUCAUCAAUCGACUCCCAACCUCUGCUCUAAACUCCAAAAUCCCAUACUCUCUUCUUCACGGUCGUUCUCCCAACUACGAACACCUCAAGUGCUUCGGCUGUCUCUGCUUUCCCUGGCUUCAACCUUAUACACCUCACAAACUUACCCCUCGAUCUCUUCCAUGCAUAUUUCUGGGUUACUCUCCUCAUCAUAAGGGCUACCGCUGCUUUCAUCUUCCCACCAACAAACUUUACAUAUCAAGACACGUCAAAUUCCUAGAACAACAGUUCACUUUCUCUUCAACUUCACCACCUCCCAUACAGUCCCCCAGAGCUUACAUCCCUCCAUCCCUUCUUCUUCCUACAUCCACCCUAACCACACCAGCUAAUCAACCAUCCCUCAACACUCCUACUCCAUCCACUACAUCAUCCUCUCCUAAUCUUCCUCCUGAACCUCAGGACAUACCUUCCUCCUCUCAUCCCGAACCCAGAGCACACCCACCCACCGCACAUCCCAUGGAAACAAGAUCUAAAACUGGCCACUCUAGACCCAAGAAAAUCUAUGAUCUACUUGCUGUUGAAGAUAUCUCCUCUACCCCGUCCAACUACAAGGCUGCUGCCAUCCAUCCUCACUGGCAAGAAGCCAUGUCAUUGGAAAUAGAAGCUCUUCACAACCAACACACAUGGACUCUUACUCCACCGCCUCUAGACGCCCCUGUGCUUGGAUGUCGGUGGACAUACAAAACCAAGACAAAACCAGAUGGCACUCUCGACAGACAUAAAGCCCGGCUGGUGGCGCAAGGCCAUACCCAACAAUAUGGCAUUAACUACAAGGAUACAUUUAGUCCCGUGGCUAAAAUGCCCACAAUUCGGAUAUUGUUGAUCAUCGCACUCCAAAGACAUUGGCCUCUAUUACAAUUUGAUGUCAACAAUGCAUUUCUCCAUGGUGAUCUCAAGGAGGAAGUCUAUAUGCAGCAACCACCCGGCUUCAUAGAUCCAGCUCGUCCCAAUCACGUCUGCAAACUUCACAAGGCCCUCUACGGCUUGAAACAGGCUCCUCGAUAG